AUGAACAAAUAUAGUGUCACGUAUGGAUUGGUUCCACCGCAAAGCGAUGAUACUCCUGAGAGUCAUAUUUUACCUGUCACUAAAUUUCUUAAACCUCGAGAUGAUGGCCGAACUUUCUUAACAUGUGGUCGAGACGGGACUGUGAUUAAACAUAGUGAAAAGGCAAAGUUCGAGGGGCAACGAAUGCAGGUGAAUAGCGACUGGGUGACAGAUAUGAUUCAAGUCGGAAAUAAUCGAUACGUGGUUGUGAGUCAGGAUCUCUCCGUGACACUUUUGACUUUACAUGAUAAUGACGGAACGCCAUCAUGGGAUACUAAAAUUAUCGGGUAUCAUCGGGACUACGUGAAAUGUGCUGGUUUGUUGGAACUCUCGAGUGACGGUUUCGCAAAAUUUGCCACUUGUGGCCUCGAUAUGAAAAUCAACGUUUGGUCCUUGGAUGCCAGUGGGGAGGCUGCCAAAAUCCAGGUCUUUGAUAAUCGGGGCCCCAAUGAGACUGGGUCUUUGUAUGCAAUGGCUACGAUCAUAGACUCCAAAUUCGAUUUCGAUAUUAUUGGUGGAGACAACAACGGCAAUUUGAUAUUCAUUGCAAGCGCAACAGGUGCCAAAAUAGCAGAAGUGAAACGUGCCCAUGACUCCAAUAUCAAGCUCGUCAAGUUGUUCGAUUCGGAGACAAAAGUUUUAACCACCAGCUCUGAUGGAAUUGUUAAACUUUGGGAUCUCAAUUCACAAAGGGGGCCCGCCACUCACAUUUAUACUUGGAAGUGGCCGACGUCGGUGUGGUGCAUAGAGGGACACUCGUCGCGCGACUUUUUCCUGGGAGAUUCUCGAGGGAAUAUUACCAAUCUUAAAUUCCAGAGCGAUAAAUGGGAUCAACCCAGUUUGACAACCGUUUAUCAUUCAGAAGACAACAGUUACGCUGGGAUACUAGCUAUGCUGGUAAAUGACGAUGGAGAUUUGUGGUUUUCUCGAAUGUGCAAUUCAGAUUUAGUUCACAUGAAUUUGACCGCUCGCACAACCGAAACCAUCUCUGGGGGAUCAGCUCUUUUGAAGUGCUGCUUGCUCACAAAUAGAAGAAACGUCAUUACUCAAAAUACAAAAGGUCAAAUUCAGAGAUGGGACAUUGUAUCGUGUACUUUAGUCAAUACGUUUGACUCCUCAAGCGGCGAUUUCGAUGAACUCGUCCACCAAUAUAACACCAAAGAGAUCUUACCGCAUUGGUGUUCAGUCUCUAUCAAGACUGGAAAACUGUUUGUCAAAUUGUCAGAAAAGUUUCUGAGUACUGAGGUAUAUGGCAGCGCUCUCGAAUUGUACGAAUUUGCUAAUAAAGUUGAGCUUGGCUCGGAAGAGAGAUAUAAUUUGGGCCGUAUUGUAGUAAAUUCGAUUUUAAAGGAUUUUAUUGCAUAUGAGCUCACUAAGGAUAAAAUUUACCGGAAAGAACUAGUCUCCAAGAAACAGUCUGCUCCAAGCACCCCGCUGCAAGUACCAUCAGACCCGGAUAACCGUCCCCAAUUGAAAGAAAAACGACGUCUUUCUUUGUUCACUAAAUUCACGUCCAACUCCCAAAAUGCAAGCUCACAACAGAUGACCCCCAGCUCUUUACCUAGUACACCUUUACUUGCGGAACAAGCCAUGGCUAACACAGAGGAAUAUCUUAUGCUACCGCCGCCUGCGUCUGCUCCCACAGUCGCGGAUUCGCAGCCGCGUGACCGGAAGGACACUGCAGUUCAACCGCUUGGGAUAGAGGGCCGAUCUGCUAGUUCUGGUUCGCUCUUGAAUCGGAAACUCAAAAUGCUUGCAUCGACGCCACAUCCCACACAUGAGCUUUCUAGCACACGUGAGACCCCAGGAGCCGGACUCGAGCUGAAUGGGUCUUCCGAACCAAGCUCAUCAGACACUCCGGAGGAAAACGUGGAAUCGGCGGCAUUGAAAACUUCCAAAAAUGGUGUAGCAGGAAGUACAACGACAGAAACCAGCGAGUCACAAGCAAAAGCAGGUCUUGGAGAAACGACGUCCGAUUUCAUGUUUAAAUUGAGAGAAGAAUAUGCCAAAGUUAAUCAACCGUCUUCGUCAUCGUUCAAGCUUUUGGGAAAAAGACCCCCUGAAUCCAAAAUCGUUAGAAACAGCGAUUUGCCCAUUAUCGAAAUCAGCUCAGGAGUUCUUUUGUCAGUGAACUGUUGGAAAGAGGGUUCGAGUGCGGAGACGGUAUGUUUCUCGACUUAUCUAGCUGCUCCACACCCUGGUAAAGACGUGGACUCGCCGGACGAGCACCAAACCCAAGUGUUUGAAAGUCUCGAACAAAAUCUACCCUUUUGGAUGGCCGAAGCCCUGUUCAAUGAAGAUCAAAGAGCGAAGGAAUAUCCUAAAUUGAGCUUCAUUAUAAGACCCUGGAACGACCCCGCGAAAAACCAUCACGAAAAAUCAGAGCAUUCAACUACCUUACUUCACAACCCCUUGUCGCUACAUCGUUCCAAGGCAACAGAACCACCUCCAUUACCGCAUAUCCCCGAUGCAAACACAACUCUGAGUGCUCCAAGUGUCGUCAAGAUCAAGAAAGUCUUGCAGUACAUCAUCGAUCGGUUCGAAUCGAAAACGCCAGAAAUGAAGACAAAAAUGAAAGCGGCAGACUGGUUAGAAAUCUUAUGCAAGGGCCAAGUCGUCGACCCAGAAGCUACACUGAACACUGUAAGAACUCUUAACUGGAAAUCUCAAGCUGACAUUAUUUUGGAAUACAGGCGGAAGAAUAUUAAGGAACAUUAA
Lachancea mirantina is the source of this 2757-nucleotide messenger RNA. The record is from the annotation of a GenBank genome assembly. Lineage: Eukaryota; Fungi; Ascomycota; Saccharomycetes; Saccharomycetales; Saccharomycetaceae.